Messenger RNA from Histoplasma capsulatum G186AR, 417 nucleotides. Its product is annotated as mago nashi domain-containing protein. The transcript is spliced from 5 exons. NCBI's taxonomy places the organism in Eukaryota, Fungi, Ascomycota, Eurotiomycetes, Onygenales, Ajellomycetaceae. The coding region runs from base 1 to 417 and encodes 138 amino acids. Gene Ontology annotation, biological process: RNA splicing. Gene Ontology annotation, cellular component: exon-exon junction complex; nucleus. The record is from RefSeq and is a predicted model, not a curated record.
AUGAACCAAACAACUCCACGCAAGAUAACGCCGCGAUUUACGAGAGCAAGACAGGAGCGAAAAAUGGCAAAUCCGAAUGAACCUUUCUAUGUUCGCUACUACUCAGGUCAUUCUGGGCGGUUUGGACAUGAGUUUCUCGAAUUCGAUUUUAGAUCUCUCGGCGAUGGCCGAAGCGCGUCUGCUCGGUAUGCGAACAACUCCAACUAUCGAAAUGACUCCCUGAUCCGCAAAGAGAGAUCCCUCGUCGAUGUCACCGAGUCAGCCGACCCUGAAGGAUUGCGAGUAUUCUACUAUCUUGUCCAGGACCUUAAAGCCUUAGUAUUCUCACUGAUCUCCUUGCAUUUCAAGGCAAGUGAAACGCACAAGUUUUCUCUUCCAAGGAACACAUUAUCUAAUCCCGAAGCAUACGCUGGUUGA